Messenger RNA from Jaculus jaculus (lesser Egyptian jerboa), 2172 nucleotides. RefSeq names its product zinc finger protein 39-like. NCBI's taxonomy places the organism in Eukaryota, Metazoa, Chordata, Mammalia, Rodentia, Dipodidae. The record is from RefSeq and is a predicted model, not a curated record. The coding region runs from base 1 to 2172 and encodes 723 amino acids. The transcript is spliced from 8 exons. Gene Ontology annotation, molecular function: RNA polymerase II cis-regulatory region sequence-specific DNA binding; DNA-binding transcription factor activity, RNA polymerase II-specific. Gene Ontology annotation, biological process: regulation of transcription by RNA polymerase II.
AUGCCACGAAAGUACGGCGUGAGACCCCGUCCAAUCAGCGGGCGCCGCCAUCUUGCUUCCGGGAUCCGGCUGCGCUCCUGGUUCUUCAUGAAGUUGGUGGCGGCGGCUUCGGUCCUGCGACGUCCCUGUGCCGGAGCUCCACGGGGACACGCGACAGCCCUUACAACCAUGCUACGCUUCACCGGGUUUGGAAGAGACGCAGUCCAGAGAGGAUCGGAGUGGACUCCAGGGAGGGCAGCGCGGCGUCCUCCAGUGAAGUUUCUUCCUCCAUCCCAGGGGUUGGUGUCAUUUGAGGAUGUGUCUGUGGACUUCUCAUGGGAGGAGUGGCAGGACCUUGAUGAUGCUCAGAGGAAGCUCUACAGGGACGUGAUGCUGGAGACCUACAACAGCCUGCUGUCUCUGGGUCAUUGCAUUAGCAAACCAGAAGUUAUCUUUAAAUUGGAGAAAAGAAUUGGGCCUUGGAUAGUAGAAGCCUCAAGCCAGAGCCUCCCAGGUAUUCAGAAUGUGAAUGCCCUGAAUGAUACCAUCCAGGACAGUCCAAACACAAACUUGUAUUAUCCUGUAACUAUUGACAGCAGCACUUUUGUUGAGGAGGGAGUUGAAUUAGGAAGAUUAUUCAGUGUGAACUCUGACCUUGUUUCAAGUCCAUCUGUGAAGAAUGGGAACUCCUCAGGAAUGCAGCCAGAGGUGCUGGGCACAUGGGAGACUGUACUUCUCUCUAGUGAGCCUGAUGCUGUCCAGGAUGCAGUGGAACUUGAUGGUGCUUAUGGAUCUGGGAAGGCCCCCAGACAGCUGUACCUCACUCUUAGUGUGUAUAAUAGGAUUCAAAGUAAGCAAAAGCAUGUCACAAAUCUUGAGCUCUCAGAAUGUCAGAGAACAAGUGUAGGAGAAAAGCCUUACAAUAGUAGUAAGGCAGAUGAGAAAUCCACUUCUCAGAAAUCAGAACUAGCUGUUCAUCAGAUAACACACAGAAGAGAGGAGUGUAAUAUUUGUGGUACUGUUUGCCAAAAAUCAAAUUGCAUUGUGUAUCAGAGAACUUGCACAAUUGAUAAUCCUCAUGAAUGCAGUGUUUCUGGAAAAAACCAUAGCAAGAAGUCAAAUUUCCUCCAACCUCAGAUACCUCACAGUGUUGAGAAGCCCUUUGGUGGUAAUUUAUGUGGAAAAAUAUUUACUGAGACAUCAAACUUAUGCGUACAUCAGAAUGGUCGUACAGUUGACAAGCCCUAUAGAUGUGAAGAAUGUAGGAAAUCCUUCAGUCGUAAGUCAGAUCUCAUUGUACAUCAGAGAAUUCACACAGGAGAGAAACCCUAUGAAUGUAAAGAAUGUAGGAAGUUAUUCCGUGUUAAGUCACAUCUCAUUGUACAUCAGAGAACUCACACUAAUGGAAAACCCUAUGAAUGUAAUGAAUGUAGAAAAACCUUCAGUCAAUUGUCAUAUCUCCAUAAUCAUCAGAGAAAUCACUCGGUUGAGAAACCCUAUAAGUGCAAUAUAUGUGACAAAUCCUUUUGUUGGAUGUCACAACUCCAGCAGCACCAGAGAGCUCACACAGGUGAGAAACCCUAUGAGUGUAAUGAAUGCAGUAAAACUUUCAGCAGAUUGUCAUACCUCCGUAAACAUCAAAGAAGUCACUCAGAAAGCAACCAACCAGAGGCAGCUGAUGGGAGGAAAGGGCGCUGGUCACCUCCGCCGGGGGCUCUGGGAGCAUCUCUUGCCUUGGGCCUAGUGUGUCCUGCUCACGGCCAUGGCCACCCUCAGGCCCUGCUCCACGGGACCCUCGUGAGCCUGAAGCUCUGCACUGAACUGGUCUGCGCAGCCUGGGUGAGUGGCGCCGUCUGCUCAGGCUUGCACACCAUCAACACCUCUCCCUGCCCUUCUGCGGACCCAAAGUGGUGGAGCACUUCUUCCGUGCCAGUCAUGAGACUGACCGGUGGUGAUCACCACCUCUACGAGGUGGUGGGCUUCGUGGUCAGCAGCUGCAUCGUCAUGAGCACCUUCACCCUCACCGUGCGUCCUAUGUUGGCAUCGUGUCCACCGUGGCUCGGAUGCCCUCCGCGGGCGGCAAGGUGGAAAGCCUUUCAGACCUGCUCCUCUCACCUGAUCACGGCCAUUGUGUUUUAUGGCACUGGAAGCUUCAUGUACCUGAGGCCCGCCUCCAGGUACUUCUCGGCCUAG